This is a messenger RNA of Lolium perenne, 889 nucleotides long. NCBI's taxonomy places the organism in Eukaryota, Viridiplantae, Streptophyta, Magnoliopsida, Poales, Poaceae. The record is from RefSeq and is a predicted model, not a curated record.
CAAUAGACGGGACAGAGGAUGAGACCGACAGGUUGAGUUAAUUUCCUACCGGCCACCUGCGCUGGCCAUUUCCCAGUGCUUCUUCAUUUCCAUGCGCAAACAGCUAGUAGCUAGUAUCAUGUCGACAGCCGCCGUGCUCCUCCUCCCACGCUCAAGGCUCAAGCUGCUUUGGCCGUCGUUCUCUUUCGGCUGUCGUGUUUCUCCGAGCGAGCUCAAAGGUCGCCGUGCUCCUCCAUGCGAGCUCUAUGGCAGCGAGCUCCUCCGGCUGUCAUGCUCCCCUGCACUGCACGAGCUACUCCGGCUGCCGUGCUCCUUCGCCCGACCUCCAAAGCAACAAACACCUCCACCGCCAUGUUCCUCUUCCUCCGCGGCCAUUUGCAGUUGCGCGGCGGCGCCCAUCUCCGCUCUCAGCAGCAACAACAAGUUCCACCGCACCGCAGCAACAACAAGUUCCUCCGCAGCUACAGCCUCCUCCUCCUCGCUCUGUAUCUACACCAUUCAGAAAAAUGUGUUUCAAAACUUAUCAUUUUGAUUAUCCCCGCCAUUGAUUGAUUAUCUGUGACAAUUGGCUACAGAUCUUUUCAUAUAUUAAAAAUAAUGUUCUAAAAUUAUUGUUCUAACAAGGAACCAUUAGUACAAAAUUAUUAUUGUUAUAAAACGGAAACCAUUGGUAUAAAAUUUCAGUUUGGAUAAGCACCGGAUUUAGUACAAAAUGUUUAACUUGGAUUAGUACAAAUCACACUUUUGACUAUCUACACCACUAAUAAAAGAUGUUCCUUUUUUUUCUAUAUGCACAACUGAUACAAAAAUUGUGUCUAAAACUUGGUUUUAUAAUUUGAUCAUUUAGACUACCUCCACCAUUAAUCAGUACAAAAUCAAAGUUUAUAAU